Molecule: messenger RNA, 234 nt
Organism: Ostreobium quekettii
Lineage: Eukaryota; Viridiplantae; Chlorophyta; Ulvophyceae; Bryopsidales; Ostreobiaceae
Source: the annotation of a GenBank genome assembly
AUGCAGCUUGGACAGUGGACCUCAAACAUUCUGGAGCAUUCCAUCAAGAAGCUGGCGGGCCUGAACAAACCUUUCAAAUACAUUGUGACUUGCAUCAUCAUGCAGAAAAAUGGCGCCGGACUCCACACCGCGGCCUCAUGUUACUGGGACAAUUCCACGGACGGCAGUCGCACAGUACGAUGGGAAAACAAGACCCUUUACUGCAUAUGCACGGUUUUCGGUGUUGCGUGUUGA